Racocetra fulgida is the source of this 411-nucleotide messenger RNA. Lineage: Eukaryota; Fungi; Glomeromycota; Glomeromycetes; Diversisporales; Gigasporaceae. The record is from the annotation of a GenBank genome assembly.
AUGCAAAUUCAUCAUAGUAAACAUCAUCAAGCGUAUGUUAAUGGACUUAACACGGCCGAAGAAAAGUUUGAACAAGCGCUUAGAGAUCAAGAUGUUACUGGACAAAUCGCUUUACAAUCGGCAUUAAAAUUUAAUGGUGGAGGUCAUGUUAAUCAUUCCUUAUUUUGGACAAAUCUCGCGCCCACUAAAGAGGGCGGUGGUGAGCCUCCUAAGGGAGCUCUUCAUAGCGCUAUCCAGAAAGAAUUUGGGUCUCUUGAUGAUUUCAUUAGCAAAUUUAAUACAAUAACCGCUGCAGCCUAUUAUUUGCAGUAUAAAAAUGUCAGACCUGACUACUUGAAAGCCAUUUGGAAUGUGGUUAAUUGGAAAACGGUUGCUGAAAGAUUAGCAAAGGCUCAGUCAUCUUCCGAAUGA